Molecule: messenger RNA, 1074 nt
Organism: Rhagoletis pomonella (apple maggot)
Lineage: Eukaryota; Metazoa; Arthropoda; Insecta; Diptera; Tephritidae
Product: serine/threonine-protein kinase rio2-like
Exons: 3
Coding region: 148-1005 (285 amino acids)
Molecular function (GO): RNA binding
Source: RefSeq, a predicted model, not a curated record
UGCGAAAGCUCCAUUUUCAUUUCAUUUCCGAAAAGUGACAAAGUGUUUUUGUAACUUCACUUUUCAAUUUGUCUUCAAAACGCAUGGAUAAAGUUUUUCCGCUAACUUGUCUGACUACACCUUAAGCCUAACAAAAAGCCCUAAAUAAUGUCAUCGUCAGAAGGUGAACAAUCUGAGAGCCAGUUGCAAUCAGACGAUGAGGAGCAGCAGGAGCUCGACUUAGACGCUAGUGACACUGAUUCCGAUGAAGAUGAUGAGAAUUCCGAUGACGAACUGGUCAAACCAAAAUCCCUCGAGGAGAAAGUUACUGAGGAGCUUACUAAAAAGUACUCAGAACGCCAGGGUAAACAAUUGUAUAUUCGCUUCCCCCAUAAACUACCUGAGGAAGAUGACGAGUUUCAGGAACAGGCAAAGACGCUGUCUCCUCUGAUUGUGAAGGCUCACAAACCCCGACAGAAACACGCACGUUUCUGCCUCGUUGAUUUCAAUUCACGGGAAGACCGCGAUAUUGCCUUCAAGGCAAUAAAAGCUUCGGCGAAGAAAAGUGAAAGGAAAAUCGUUGUAUCGAUUCCACGCACAGAGAACUCGGAAUUUGUCCAGGAGCUCGUUCAACGCAGAAUAAAUGCUUUAGAGAAGAAGAAAGCAAAGGCGCGAUUAAGACAUGCGAGUAAAUUAGCAUUGCGGGCGAAAAAUUUCACAUCCUCGAUUGUUAUAACAAAUCUGCCUCGAAGUGCCUCGAAAGCGGAAGUGCGUAGGUUAUUCCCAACAGCGGUUGAUGUGCAAAUAAAACCACGAAAAGGUCACUUGAUCGCUUCUAGUAUAGCCGCAGUCACGUUACCCACGACAAUGGAGGCGCGUGCAGCAGUAAAAAAGAAACAAUCUUUGGGCGGGACGGAACUUAAAAUUCGAUAUGAUACGCAGCAGCUUAAGAAGCCCAGAAGUAAAUCAAAGACCAAAGAUAGACGGAAGGGUCCCAAGGGUUUGCAGCCUGCGGCAAAAAACUAAGAGAUUAAAUUUAAAAUAUUAAAACUGUCCAAGAAAAAUCUAAACAAUAAAAAAAAAAUUAAAAAAAAU